Molecule: messenger RNA, 1530 nt
Organism: Hydatigera taeniaeformis
Lineage: Eukaryota; Metazoa; Platyhelminthes; Cestoda; Cyclophyllidea; Taeniidae
Source: the annotation of a GenBank genome assembly
AUGGAGGGUGAGGACGAGGUCGUGGACAUGCGGAAACGCAGUCUCUUUCAUCCUUCAUCCGAAUUAAUGACCAAUAAAAGAAUUAAAAGCUCCCCCAUAAGCCCAGGCGAUCACGCUGAAGGCGAAUGCAUAGAUAGACAACAAGCAGAUAGCAAGCCAGGUUCAUCUCUUGGUGAGCCCAUAAGCGCCGAAACCGAUUUUUCAGAAGCCGACGAGAAUGAUGAUUUCGCCGGAUGCGAGGAGGAUGGCGUAGACGAACACCAAUAUCUUGCUGCUGCACCCAAUCCCAUGGAUCCGGCGUUGCGCGAGCUUAUUCGGAAGUAUGUUCGUGCCGAUUACGUUAUCCACUGCCUUGAACUUGCUGGGUUUGAUACCGCGGUGGUUUUCGCAUGCCUAAACAGCGAGACUAACAUUCGGCAACUGGAAGUCUUUGUUGGAGCUACCUGUGCCCUCAUAAAUUCUCCGAAGAUCCGUCAGUACUUUCUUGGCCCUGUAUACGCUCGACAUCCAACAAACUUCAAACUUCCCGCCGGUGUUGUUUGCGGUCUCCAGUUAGCAGUGGAAGAACUGAAACGAACGGGUACCUUUACCACUUCGCUAUCCGUUCCAUUUAACACAAUUUCAGACGCUGCUACUCAAACUGAAGUGUCUAGUCUUGGACCGUCUUCGCUGACUUCGUCUUCCGAAGGCAGCCCUCCAGACCCCGCGUUCGCUAAUGCUUCCGAUUCUUCUCUCAUUCCACCCCCCGCCCACAUUUCGACAGAGAGUCUCUCUUUCCAUCUUCCACCUCAGCUACCGCCACCUUCAAUUUCCACCGUCGAAAGUGACUGUAAAAGACUAUUCGACUGCAUGGGGGGAAGAUUUUCUCUUCCCCAACAGCCUCAAUCCCAUUCUCCACAGCCUAGAAGUUCUUCCUCCGCUUCCACUGACAAUAUUGACGUGGAAAGGCUGAUACACCAUUCCUCGGCCAGUGCUUGCCGUCUAGCCGCCCGACAGUUUGUCAACGCAAACCUCGUCCGCGGUCAGCAUUUUGAUAUGGAAAUGGAGGUAUCCGGAGGAGGCGAAAACGGUCAGAAAAGGGUGACGGGGAUCUUUUACUGUCAUCUUUGUCGGGAGAAACGCGAAAGGACAUGUGCUGUGCGGUUUUCCGUUGCAAGAAAUCGCUACCCUGUGAUGAGUAAUGUGUUAUCCCACCUCAAAACCCAUUUCCAAUAUCAAUCUAGUGUAGGCGCUGCAGCAGCUGCUACGACAACUACAGCUCCCACCGUUGGAACGAAAAAACUUGUUCCUCCUCCACCGCAACCACCUCCUUCCGUCUCUCCGUCAACUUUAAUCGAUUCCUCGACCUCCACCAUGGGACCCACGGGGCCACCUUUCCUUUCUCCUAAUUCCUUUUGUAAUCUCGUCUCCCGUGUAGUUCAAUUCGCAGCAUCGGCCAAUCCCCUGCCCCCGACGGAGAUGAGCCUGCCCUCACAGGUACCUUUAGGACCUUCUUCCUCUCUGCCUUCCAAGCUGAGUUCUGUAAACUGA